UUUUCUUUUCUUUUACUUCUGCAUCACAUGGACUGGCUUUAGACAGAGAUGGAAUGUAUUUGUAUCAGGUAGGUGCUAUCAGCACGAAAUGAAAUUCAUUAGAGAGCGUUAAAUAAAUGAAAUUUUGUUACUGACUGAAUAUUGGUCAAUGACAAAGUGGGCUUAUUGAUAACUGUAGCAGUUAGUAAUUUAUUGUUCAAUAUUUUGAUGCAGGAGGUGACAUGAGGCCUGAAGGUUCAGAGUAUUUAAUCUUCUGUAAUCAGACUCAAAUAUCAUGCCCAGAGGGAACCUACUUUUCAUCAGGGAUUUGUCUUGAGUGUCCUGCGGGGAAGUUCUGUCCUGGUAAUGUGUCUGCACCCAGAAAAUGUCCCACUGGCAUGUUUAACCCUUAUACUGGGAAAAGCAGUAUCCAGGACUGCCAGCCCUGUGUCCCAGGUUUGGUAAGCACAGAAGACCGUGUGGAAUGCAAGCUUUGUCCCGCUGGUUUCUCUUGUGACAGCGUAUCAGGCAACCUCACAGCGUGUCUGUCAGGACAGUAUUCACCAGAGGGAUUCACCCAGUGUCUGCCGUGUCCCUUUGGCUUUGUUUGCAUUGAGGGUUUUCAAAUGAAGUGUGGCCUCGGAGAAGAACCAAACUUAAACCAGACGGAGUGCGUUGAGUGUGCUGAAGGCUACUAUUCCACUCUGUGCAGUGCUCAAUGUCAGCUGUGUCCUGCAGGAAGCCACUGUCCGUACAAAAAGAUGUCUGCACCUCUUCCUUGUCCUGCGGGCCAUUAUUCAGACAUACUGGGCCAGACUGAGUGUAAAAAAUGCAAUGGUUCAUCAGCCUGCAGGAGUACAGUGACUCCGACCUGGUCAAGGGGACAGUUUCAUCUUGGGCAGAGGUCAAGACAGCUUAUCUCCUGUCCCCCUGGGACAUACCGAGACGGAGAGAGAUCGGACUGUGUUGUGUGUCCUGCAGGGCAUUACUGUGUUGCAAAUAUCGCAAUACAAUGCCCAUCAGGAACAUAUGGACCAAAGGAAGGGCUACAAAGAGAAAGAGACUGUGCUAUCUGUCCUGCAGGUUUUUACUGUUUGGAGGGCACGUCUCGGAGGCCCAGCUCUCAGUUUCUGUGCCCACAAGGGUAUUACUGUGAGGAAGGCACGGGUGUGCCGCACGGGUCACCUUGCCCUGCUGGAACUGCAGGAGGACAAUUGGGUCAGACAAGUAGAGCAGCUUGCAAGAGAUGUGCAGAGGGUCGCUUCUGUCCCACAGGUUCUGCGGGUCCUGGCUUGCUUUGUGCCCGUGGAAGGUACUGUCCAGCAGGCACGCUCAGUGAGAUCUUAUGUCCUCAAGGGACCUUCACCCCACAUCAGGGGGCACUGAGUGUAAAAGACUGUUUAAAGUGUCCACCAGGCUUCUACUGUCCAGAAGGAACAAGUGACCCAAUGCCUUGUCAGCCAGGCACCUUUAACCCCCUAGAGGGGCAGGAUGCGCUGGCAGACUGCAGGCCUUGUUACCCAGGCAAAGCAUGCACACAAGUUGCCCUGAAGUUUCCUGAUGUGGAUUGUAUGCCAGGGUUUGUGUGUCCGCCAGGUUCUGCCAGACCAAAUGACCCAUCCAACGCUUGCUCUCCUGGCACCCUUAGUAACCGCACAGACCUCACCGACCUCUCCCAGUGUCAGCAGUGUCCUGCGCGUUAUGCCUGUCUUCGAGGCACUGGUGGAAUCCAGAGGCCUCCGCUUUUUUGCUUUCCUGGACAUUACUGCCCUGUGGGCACUAUGUUCCCCACUCAGCACAAGUGUCCAGCUGGUACCUGGAGCGAUCGCAGUGGAUUGGAGUCGGAGCGUGAGUGCCGGCCAUGCACGAAAGGCUGGUAUUGUUUAGCAGGAGUGGGCGCUCCCUCUGGGAGAUGCAACUCGGGACACUACUGCCCUGAAGGUAGUGAUGCUGUGUGA
Molecule: messenger RNA, 1937 nt
Organism: Puntigrus tetrazona (Sumatra barb)
Lineage: Eukaryota; Metazoa; Chordata; Actinopteri; Cypriniformes; Cyprinidae
Product: multiple epidermal growth factor-like domains protein 6
Exons: 11
Coding region: 222-1937 (571 amino acids)
Source: RefSeq, a predicted model, not a curated record